CUGUUAUCUUCAAGUCUUGUUUCUCUUUUAAUAACUGGGUUUUUGGCAAGUUGGCAGCGUUUUUAAGUCUUUCUUGAUUCUGGGUUUCUGCUGAAAUGAGUUCUCUCUUCUGCCAUACCUGGUAGAUGCUAGGACUUUGACUUAAUGCUGACUCGACAAAUAUUAAAAUUCGUGUCUCUCAACUUGUGGGAUAUUUCAAUUUAUAGGGCUUGUUUUUGUUAGAUUUUUCUGAUUUCUUUUUCUGUUGGAGUUGGAUUUUUUGAAAAAAAAAAUUGAUCAGAUUUAACGAAGGAAAUGAUCAAUCUGAAUCCUGAUGUCCGGCAUUUUUCGAUUACUUCUGUUAUUGGAUCUCUCUGUUUCUGGGGAUUUCCCGGAUUGAAUUAGGUGUAGACUGUUCAGUUACAGUCGUUCCAAGACUGUAUUUUUUUUUUUCUUUUGGUUAAUUUGGGUUAUCUUCUGGAAUUUACUGUUUGGUGUUUGCUCAUUCUGUUGGUUUUAAGAGUUUGGAGGGUUACUUCACUAGUUUUUUCACUGGAUGCGGGAGUUAAUACUUAUGAUAACUAUUUUUAAUGGAAGUAUCAGAGGGGCAACUCUGGAUUUUUAAAUUAAUUGGCUUCAAAAAGGCCAAGGGGUUUAUGCUUCUUUGUUUUUAUUCUUGAGGCCGUGGAUAUGUCAAAGUUGAGGACAUCUCGUUCGAUAGUAAUUUUGUACUGUUGUUGUUUCCCAAGAGUAUCUGUCCUUUUUAUAAAUGGCAAUUACUCAUGUUCCUGCUUUAGUUGAUAAGUUCUUGUUGAAGUUGAGCUUUCUUAUGAUACUCACACAUAUUUGAGUGUCAUGCUGAGAAACGCAGCUUAGAACUCACAUGUGGUGUUCAAUGUUGUACAUCAGGACUACUGGAUAAUGAAAUGCAGAGAAGCCGGGAAUUUAACAUACUUUUCUAAUGCCGUCCAUCAGUCCAGCUGCUUCCUUGAGAAGCAGUGCAGGUGGUAUUUAAGUUCUAUAAUCUGCGCAAUUGAUUUCUUUACCCAUCAGACAUGCCCUGACCUAUCAAUACUUUAUUCUUUGGCUGUGUGAUGAUUUAUUAUGCUUGUAGGUGAUAUUUCUGAGGAUGUAAAUCCAGAUGUCAGGUAUGGUUCUGCUCACAUCCUUGAAGUUCCUUUUAUGAAACCCUGCAAUAUAUAUGUUGAAAUAGCCACGUUUCAGGAUUUAUCCAGAGGAAUCCAGUGCACAUAGUGACCAGCAAGAUUCCCUUUUAAAUUUAAAGUACCAUUUCACUAAUGCAAGCUCAAUGGACAAAAGUGAUGGUGAUCAACAACCUUAUGCUUUUGUGCAAAGUAAUCUCAAUGAAGUCGGUGAAGGAACCAUUAGAGACGCCGAAGGUAACGGACUGCUUCAUGGGCAGGAAGAGGGAGUUCAUAGCAUAGAAAGAGUUGAAUCAUCGAUCCCUGAUGAAGUUACGGCCUUUCCAUUUGAGCAAGAGCUGAGUGCCGAGUUUUGGAUGCCCCCUGAACCGGAAGAUUCCGUUGAUGACACUAAGGAUAGUGUCUUCAACGAGGAUGACGAUGAUGAUGAGGAGUUCAGUGAUGGCAUAAAUUGGGGCAGUCCAUCUUCUUUGAGUGGUUUUGAAGAUGAUAGGAGUGGGAUUUAUAAGUUCAAGGAGGAAAAACAAAGGGCGUUGGAAGAUGUGAAAAACGGCAAGUUUAAGGUUCUUGUUGAUCAGCUACUUAAAUCUGUUGGUGUUGUCUCAUCAAGGAAAGAAGGCGAGGACUGGGUUGACAUAGUGGCUUCUUUAUCAUGGGAUGCUGCUAAGUUUGUGAAGCCUGAUGCUGCAGAUGGUAAAGCAAUGGACCCUGACGGAUAUGUAAAGAUCAAAUGUAUUGCUUCUGGUUCUCCCAGCCACAGCAAAUUCAUCAAAGGCCUGGUCUUCAAAAAGCAUGCUGCUCACAAACACAUGCCUACCAAAUACCAGAAGCCUCGGUUGUUGUUGAUCCAGGGAGCCCUUGGUUUCUCCUCCAACGGAUUGUCGUCGUUUGAAUCGAUGCAUCAGGAGAAGGAUAGUUUGAAGAGCAUCAUUGAUGUGAUAGAAAUGUAUCAGCCGAAUAUCAUAUUGGUGGAAAAAACAGUUUCUCGAGACAUACAAGAGACUAUCCUGGGGAAAGGAAUUACGCUGGUCCUUGAUAUGAAAUUCCAUCGUCUGGAGAGAAUUGCUCGUUGCACAGGUUCACUUAUAUGGUCCUCAGAUGGUUUGACUGGCCAAAAGCUUAGGCAGUGCAAUUCUUUUCAUUUUGAGAAGUUCGUAGAAGAACUUGCUGUCUCUGGUGAAACUGCCAAGAAACCUAGCAAAACAUUGAUGUUUCUAGAAGGAUGCCCAACACGUCUUGGAUGCACGAUUUUGUUGGUCGGAGCUGACAGUGAUCAGUUGAAGAGGAUCAAAUGUGUGGUCCGUUGUGCUGUUAUAAUGGCGUACCAUUUUAUGCUAGAGACUUGUUUCCUUCUAGAUACGAGGGUGAUGUUCGCAAGCAUUGGUAUUAUUGAGGUUCCUAAACUGUCCAAUCAAGUGCCAUCGAGUGCUGAUGCCAAUGGUGAGACCUGGACUGAGUCUACGCCAUCAAACACUCUAGAUUUUGCUAAUUCUGAUGGUGCUGACUAUUUAAACCCAAGCCAGGAUGCUAAUAUGUCAUUCUCUAAAAAUUCAAACCCUGUCAUUCUUUCUGGACUUCUACCAUUGUCAGAUUCUCUAGAAAAAGUAAUAGUGUCCAAUCAGGCCGUGUCUACGUACUUUGCUUUUGAUGAAGGAAAGUCGAAUGAUGGGGAUCAAGGUGAUUUGCAGGUUUCUAUUUCAACUGAGUUAGUUGAUCAUUGUGGUUCUGAAAAAAGGGGAUCUGUUGAUGAAGACAACGAAGGUGAUAUAAAGCCGCACUCCAAAAAGCCUCUUGCAGCGCAAAGUACCAGUGAAAAUUAUGAUGACUCAAAGCCUGUAAAGGAUGACAUAAAAGCAGUAUUGGAUUCUGAGAGUAUAUUGGUUUCAAAGUCAACUCAGAAUGCAAAAAAAGGAACCAUGUGUGAGCAGAGUCAUUUUUCCCAUAUCAAGUUUUACAGGAAUUUUGACGUUCCUCUUGGGAAGUUCUUGCAUGAGAAUUUACUCAAUCAGAGUUUGCACUGUAAGACAUGUAAUGAGUUGCCCGAAGCUCAUUUUUACUACUAUGUGCAUCAUAGUAAGCAACUAAAAAUCCAAGUAAGGUGUCUUCCUAAUGAUAAGAUUUUACCUGGUGAGAAUGAUGGGAAACUAUGGAUGUGGAGUCGCUGUGGACAAUGCAUAUCCGAAAAUGGAAGAUCAAAAUCCACAAAAAGAGUUUUGAUAUCUACUGAUGCUCGGGGUUUAUCAUUUGGCAAGUUUCUGGAGCUGAGUUUUGCAAACCCCUAUUUUAGAAGAAAGUCCUCGUGUGGUCAUUCGUUACACAGGGAUUACCUCUACUUCUUUGGAUUGGGUCCUAUGGUUGGGAUGUUUAAAUACUCAAAAUUUGAUACUUACUCAGUUUCACUUCCACCUCGGAAGCUUGAGUUUCGUAAUCUCAUUAGUGGCGAGCACCUUAAGAAAGAGUUGGAGAAUGUGCAUAGUGAAGGAAUAUCGAUGUUCUUGGAGUUUCAGAAACGUUUGCAGGAAAUAGGCUCAAAAUAUCUGGGCAUGCAUAUCAACCUUCAUGGAUUGGUCAAGGAAUUCUCUGAAAUAGAGAAAAUGUUGAUGGUUGAAAAAUCGCAAUUUGAGGUUGAAAUUAAAAAUGUUGAUGGCAAUGAAGAUAAUGCUAUGUGCAAGUAUUUGAAGUUAAACAGAAUAAGAUUGGAUCUACUUCUGGAAUCAUCCAUCUGGGAUAAGCGCCUCAAUUGUCUGCUGUCAUCUGAUCUUUCUGUCCUUGGAAGCAAAACCUUUGAAAAUGGGGUGACUAGAGAAACUGGCAUUGACAUUCUGGAAAAAGCUGAUGGAACAGGCAUAACUGCAGAAGAUUCUGUAAAUGCAUUGGACAGUCAUCGGUACAAAGGCAAGCUGGAUACAUUUGAAGCAGAAAACAAUAUUGAAAGAGAAAUCCCUAUUGAUGAAGUCAAGCUGUUUACAUCUGCUGCCGAGAGCUAUAGUGAAAGAGAAAUUCCCAUCGAUGGGCAGAAUGAAAGUGCCAAGGAACAAGAUGGUCCAUUUUAUUUGGUAACUGAAGAUGUAAAUACAUCUUCUGUGGAGACAGCUUGUGGAAAUAAGGUAAUUUCCCAGGAUUCGUCAGUGAGCAGUCAAUACCAAUCUGUUAAUGGCAGUAUAGAAACCAGUUUCCCUUCAUAUGCUGCAUCGCAAACGGAUAAAGUGGUACCGAUUUCUUCUGAAUUUGAAAGUUCUCUUCUUGAUUCAAAAAGUUUUCAGAGUGGAAGAUCACAUUAUAGGUUGUCAUUCAACGAAAGGAAUGACAAAGGCUGGAUCUGGAAUUCAUUUACAGAAAUUCGACAAGCAUACAUGAGCGGUCUGUGGGGAGGAUAUUUGCCAAAAUUUGACACCACCACCAGCCUUGCUCCAGAAACCGCAGCGUACAAACUAAUCGCUCACGAGGGCUCAAAGCUCCACAUUCCUCUCGGUGAAGACGACUACAUUGUGUCAGACUAUGAAGACGAACUUUCGAGCAUAAUUUCUUGCAGUCUAGCUUUGUUAAAGGAUCUGCCGGCUGUGAAUCAAGAUCUUAAUGAAAAUCCCAGUAAAGACAAAACGGUUAUAAUGUCGAAUGAUAGUGGACAGAACCUUCCAAGAAUCUUUUCUCUCAACUCUCCUCACUGGUCCUCCAGUGGUUAUCCAGACUCAGACGGAAUCCAUUCCUCAGCUAGCAUAUCAUCAGAGGAGUCGCUCUCAUCAAGUUUUGAUAGUUUGGAUCUAUUGGAUUCAGUGGUGUCCAUGGGAGCUCUUCAUCCAGAAGUAUCUAUGGGGAUCGGAAAAGUUCCUGGGAAACGAAAAUAUUCUGUUAUAUGCGUAUAUUCCAGCCGAUUUCGGCAACUUCGGAACCGAUGCUGUCAAUCUGAAGUGGAUUAUAUUGCUUCUUUAAGUCGUUGCAAGAACUGGGAUGCCAAAGGAGGGAAGAGCAAAUCUUUCUUUGCUAAAACUAUUGAUGAUCGAUUCAUUAUAAAAGAGAUUAAAAAGACUGAGUUUGAGGCAUUCAUGAAAUUCGCUCCAAACUACUUUGAUUAUAUGGACAAUUGCUAUGAAGUUGGGAACCAAACUUGCCUUGCCAAAAUUCUGGGUGUUUAUCAGGUUACCAUAAGAGCAACCAGAAAUGGGAAAGAGAUUAGACAUGACCUAAUGGUGAUGGAGAACCUUUCUUUCGGUCGGAAUAUUGAUCGACAAUAUGAUCUAAAAGGUGCUUUACAUGCUAGAUUUAAUUCAACAAGCAAUGGGCCAGGAGAUGUCCUUUUGGAUCAAAACUUUCUUAAUGACAUCAAUGUUUCUCCUCUAUAUGUGAAUAAGAAAUCAAAGCAAAGUCUACAACGGGCUGUGUGGAAUGACACAACUUUUCUCAAAUCUAUAUAUGUGAUGGAUUACUCUUUACUACUGGGAGUGGAUACUCAAGGACAUGAACUUUCUUGUGGGAUCAUUGACUAUCUAAGGCAAUAUACUUGGGACAAGCAACUCGAGACUUGGGUCAAAUCAUCUCUUGUUGUCCCUAAGAACCAGCUGCCGACUAUUAUCUCCCCUAUCGAGUAUAGAAGGAGAUUCAGGAAAUUUAUCGGUACCCAUUUCCUUGGUGUCCCUGAUCAUUGGUGCUCCCAACGAUCUACACACCCUUGUCUACUGUGUGGCGUGGGAGAUUAUGCAGAUGAUGAAGACGAUGAGGACCCUUUGCUGUCGAAGCUACAAAAGCUAGGUUCGGAUGGUGCUGAUUCUCACCAUUCUAACCCCCAAUAGCAAGGAUCAAGGUUCUUGUAGUCAAAUCAUUUACAGGCAUGCCACCUUUCCAACUUGUUAGACUUUUGUUGUACAUAAUUAAACAACCCAGGUAACCCAUCCUGCAAAGUUUUUGCAGCAAAUAUAGUGGGAUGGAAUCUAUUUUACAGGUAGUGCUAGGUAUAAAAAUGUCAUAUAGCCAAGUGAUUGUAAAAUUACUUGGUGGUCUCUGGAGUAGUUCUUUCAUUCUUUUUGUCUUGAAAUUAAUGGAGUCAUAUAUAUAUAUACUUUUCACAAUAGUACAGUUUUUUGGUUGGAUGAACUAUUUAUUUUUGCUAUAUAAUACAGCAAAGAAAACCUUUUAUCCUUUCUCUUUUCCCCCUCAUUUGAGAAACAGCUUCCUUCUCUUUGAAUCUUAACCUUGUAUGAUCCGGCUUCAGCAGUCAAUAUUUUUUAUUUCUACCCC
Oldenlandia corymbosa var. corymbosa is the source of this 6374-nucleotide messenger RNA. Lineage: Eukaryota; Viridiplantae; Streptophyta; Magnoliopsida; Gentianales; Rubiaceae. The record is from the annotation of a GenBank genome assembly.